Notothenia coriiceps (black rockcod) is the source of this 2792-nucleotide messenger RNA. RefSeq names its product numb-like protein. Gene Ontology annotation, biological process: positive regulation of neurogenesis. NCBI's taxonomy places the organism in Eukaryota, Metazoa, Chordata, Actinopteri, Perciformes, Nototheniidae. The annotation marks the transcript as partial. Gene Ontology annotation, cellular component: cytoplasm. The transcript has 2 exons. The record is from RefSeq and is a predicted model, not a curated record.
AGAUGAACCUGGGGUUGCAGGAUGAUGACGACGGCACCAUCAACGCUCUCUGCAGCCAGAUCAACAACUCCUUCACCAAUCCAGCAGAGGAGAUGUUCCACAACCCCUGCUUCUCUUCAAAUGGCCCUCCAGCCUGCACCGCGCCCCCCGCCCUGCCCCCACCACCGGGGACCCUGCAGGGUAAUCCUUCCUGGGUGCAGCCGGAGCUCCACUCCCCUCCUCCUGUGGCGAUGCAGAUGCAUUGUGGACACCGGCGCACCCCCUCCGAGGCCGAGCGGUGGCUGGAGGAAGUCUCCAAGGCUGUGAAGGCUCAGCAGACCCCUCCCCCAGGCCCCUCCAUCCCCAUCAUCCCCGGACCCCCCUCCAUAUCUGCUGUGUCCACCAUCCCCAUGUCCCUCGGCUCCAUGUCCAAACCUCUGCUCUCGGGCCCCCCUGCUCUCUUAGCUCAGGCACCAAUGCCCCUCCCACCCAUGUCAAUAUCAUCAGUUCCUCUAAUACCCGGCCCUCCAGUAUCUGGUCCCCCUAUGUCUCUCCCUUCCAUGUCCAUCCCCACCAUGUCCGGUCCCAGUAUGUCCGGCGCCUCCAUGCUCCAGCCUUCCCUCUCAGGGCUCCCAGGCUCCCACCCCAGCUCCAUGCAGCCCUUCCCCUUGGCUUUUGACACCACCCCCGCUCCGGUGGGGAUGUUCGGCUCCCAGCCUGUCCAGCCGGCCUUCGUUCCCAUGCAGACGUACAUGCCCGGCCUGGCCAGCUCUAUGACAUAUCCCAACGCCAGUGUGCCUGUGGUGGGCAUCACUCCGUCGCAAAUGGUGGCGAACGUCUUCUGCACGGCAACAGGCUCAUCAGGUGGAGGUGGAGGUUUAUCGAUGGGACUGGGAAUGACCGGGGGGCACCAUUCCUACCCUGGAUUACCGGGGUUUUCCACACCCCCUUUCUCUCCCACCCCUCCGUUAUCAUCAGCCCUUAAUGGCCUCCCGCCGCACAGCAGCUCCUCCAUGGGCCUCCAGAACGGGACGUCCAGCAGCGGGAGCAGCUGGCCUCCAGAGGGCAGCCAGCUGACAGCUCCAGCGCCCCAAGAAGAUGAUCGAUUCGAGGCCAAGUGGGCGGCUCUGGAGGCUAAACCUCCGCAGCCCGGGAACAAAGCACCAGCUGCAGCGGCAAACCCCUUCUCCAACAAUCUUCAGAAGACUUUUGAGAUUGAGCUUUAAGCGAGAGUUGACGUCCCAAAGCUGUAGACCUGAAGUUAGACCUGGAGUUGAAACGGGAUGCAGGUCUUAAAGUUAGCCUAGCAUCCAAUCUGCCCAGCAACCUGCUCAAAGCUCUCAUAGGAGUUAAUGAUAUAAUGAUCUUAAUUGCUUUCUUGACACUCCCAUGAGAGCUUUGAAGACGUUGGCGGUUUGCUGGGCUGUGAUUUGGAGGAUCUAGCUCACAAGACUUGAGGGAUCGAAUCCUCCGCUCCACCCGCUAACCACCUCCCUGCUUUCACUGCUCUACUCCGACUUUACUUUAUUGCUGCAAGUCCCUGGAUACGUGCCCCCCCGCCUGAGGACAUUAUAGAGGGGCACAACUCAGUGGUUUCUUUCUUAAAAAGUGGGAUGCAUUCCAAACUCGUGAGAUAUUUUCUUUCUGGUGGAGAUUUUGAUGUGCAGAGAAGUGAUGCCGAGCACGGAAAGGAUUAGCCAAUGAAGUAAGACCCGACCCUUCCAGCCCCAAAAGGACUUACUGACUAAUAGUAGAGAUUUAUGGCCAAAUUAUUUUAUUUAUUGUACUUCAUUUUUAUUUUAACAAGUUAUAUAUACUUUAAAAAAAUCUAAAUCUUAAAGCAGUGUUUUUUUUUUUAUCCCAUAUAUUUAUUUUAGCUGAGAGGAGGGAAACUACAGGUCGCUUAAAAUGUGUGCAAAGCAUUGUGGGAGUCAUGUGACAGGAACCAAAUAGGAUGAAGCAGUGUGUGUGGUGAGACAGUGAGUGUAUAUAGCGGCAUGUUUCUUCCACCUCACGUAUAUCCGCUCCACUGAGGCCCGAUGAGUCAUUUUGACUAAAGCCUUCCCUCCAGGGUUGCCGGGACAUUAAAAAAAACGACUUCAGGAUAUCACACACACACACACACACACACACACACACACACACACACACACACACACACACACACACACACACACACACACACACACACACACACACGCACACGCACACGCACACGCACACUCUGGACAAUACAGCACAGACUUCAUCUUCUCCAGAAAGGAACUUUAACAUCUCAGUGGAAACACAAAAAAACCGAUGCACUACUUUACAGGAUUCAUACUCCUUUUGAUAUGUAUUGAUAAAACACAGGGUAUAGUCUCAUCACGUUCAAUAUGAUUGUGUAUUCACCUCUGCUGCGUCACUGUUGCAUUAGUAUUGCACUCAUUACAGAGUUUGGGAUUGAUGAGAAGAGGUAAUAAGAUAAGAGGAACAUGAGCGGAGGCUUGGCAAAUGACAGAUGUUUUGGAUGUGGGAUUAUUGAAGACAUUUGAUUGAGUGAGUAACAGAAAGAAUAAAUUGUUUGAGGUAAAAAAAAAAAAAAGGAAAGCCUGUAUGUGAGCGAUUGAAGGAGAGAAUGGAGUCAUAACGUUUGAACAAAUUGAGAUGGGGGAAGUCUGAAGAAAGAAAAAUGGGAUACGAUAUGAAAAAAGAGUGAGAAAGAGCGUGUGAAAAUAUUGAGAACAAAGAAACAUUCAUCACACAACCCACGCACUGUCUGCUGUUUCUACAGCCUUGUCUCAAAGCCAAGCCAAAUCUGUGUUCCUCAGCUC